GCCAGAGGAUGACACUGUUUCCCUCAACUCGUUGCUUCAUUUGACGUCUCACCAGCGAGCGCAACGCAUCUCAGUUCAGUUCGGCACAACUUUCAAGAAAGUUUGUUUCGAGUUAGGCGAAUCAAAAAAGCUUUGAAAAAAAAUUGUUAAUUUUUUCUAGUAGUUCUAUCAUGGUUUAUGUUAGUUUAUCUGAAUUAAUUCAAAAAUUUUAAAAAAAUUUGUACUUGCAAACUUGUACUUCUUGCCGUAAUCUCAAUUUGUAUACAAAGUAUUUAUCCAGAAAAGUGUCGACAAUGAUGUUCAUUAGUUUACUAAUAUACUACGGAAUAGUAUCUGUAGUCUAUGGAAUGCCUGGUGCAAAAGGUUAUAGAAGUUCAACGGAAGUUGCAAAAAAUGGAGUGCAGCCAGAACCCACGUGCGAGGAACUUAAAGCAAUGUGGCGAUUUUCAAAACGACAAUCAAGGGCGGCAGAAUUAACAAACGAAUUGCCGAUGUAUCCCGAUCCUUUUGCCGAAAAUAUUUGGCAACCUUUUUAUGCUACGUCAAGAAGCAUCGGAGGUAGGCGGUUACCAGUUGCUUUUGGAAAGAUAGCGUAUGGUCCGACAAGGACUAAAAUUAAUCCCGAGCACUUGAUGCCGUACCUUCAAUACGGAACACAGCUGUCGCAGCCUAGAAGAAGGCCUGCCACAUCUUUUAGAUUAUCCGGCGGAGGCUACAUGAUCGCUGGGUAUCCCCCACAAACAGGCUCCUUUAACCACUUGAAGGAACUGAUCAAGACAGAGAGAGCUAGAGAAUUACAGCAACAAAGAAUGGCUGAAGAAUCAGCUGCACGGGCAGCGGCUUUGAAAGAAAUGGGAAGGAAUCAACCUGGACGAUAUACAACCGAUCAUUUCUCUUACGACAUGGCCGAGCCUCAAGAGAUCCUGUAUUCAGCGGACAUGCCAGAAGCUCAAGAAGAAGAAGAACCAGUUAUAGAAGAAGAGAGACCUAGAGGUGGCAUUAUCACCUUCCCGGACCUGCUGGCACCUGCCUCGAGACCAGGACCGGAAGGACAGGUGGCCCGAUUCGUUUCGGACCUGGUACCCUACGCUAGAGCACAGCCAGCGCCUAGAAUGAGGUCGCAUACGCCUAGCCUUUUUGAUAGUAGCGCCCUUCGUGUGAGUAGGAAGGACGCAUACUCUGGUUACAUACUGUAAGUCGCACGCGCAGUAUAAUGUUAUAUAUCAUCUUGAUGUACUGAUGGUCCGCCAUUAAAAUUUCAACGUUAACCUCUAAUUAAAAAAAAUACAUCACCUAGUAGAGUAGCAUCAAUGCAUUUUGCAAAAUAUGUCGUAUUGCACGUUUGUCAUUUGGUGUUACAUCUAGGUUACUUAAGUGCUAAAGUCAAUCAUAGAAACUAACUGUAGGUAAAUCUAUGAUAAAAGCAAUUGUUGAAACUGAGGGCUGGACAUUGGUUUUAUCAUACAGAAGAGAUUCAACAAUAAAUGUACCUAUAUUAAGUGUAUUUUUAAAAAAAUAUUAAAAUAAAAAAAGCCUAUCGAAAUGUUUAUCUCUUCGACUUCGAUAGUACAAAAUGUCAUUAAACAAUAUAUACGAGGUUACGAAAAAAAAACAGAGAGACUUAAAAAAACUGAUGACAAUAUUUUUUCUAAAUUAGCUGGUACGAUCAGGAAUCGCACGUAUAUUUUUAAUGAUGGGAGCCCUAUUUUGUACCUUCGAUUUACUGAAUGUAGUAUAGAAUGAUAGGCUGUAUCAUAGAGAUUAAUAAUGCUUUUAACCAUUUACUGUAUUCUUAAACGUAUUUCAUGAAAGUUAUUUCUACAACAAUUAAAUAUUAAGGUAAAAUUUGAGGCUGAAUUUUAAAUUAUAGAUAACAUAUCUGAGACGUUUGAACCUGUAUCAUUUCCUUGCAUAUCCCUAAAAUAUCGCCUCACGAUUUUUAUUCUAACAUACGAUAGAAAAAUAUCUAUUCCGAAUUUUCAUACACUAAAGAAAGAAAUGUUUAAACAGGUGUGUAUGGUUGAAAAUACUUUCAAUGUUAAUAAAAUGUCGUGUCUUCCGUUUCACUAGGAUAAAAAAAUAUAUCUCGUUGACACAUUGAGGUUUUUGGAAAGUCUACCUCCGAGUGUUUUCUCUUGAAAAAUUGAAUAGAAUUCCCUGUAAUUAAAUUGAAGAAUGAAGACGACAAAAGUAUAAUAGGACUAACAUUCCCUAAAUAAUUUUUAUAUAAUAUAAAAUUAAAUAAAUUUUACAAACACCAGACUGUUGUCAAAUAUUCUGAACUUUCUGAUAUUUCGACCCUAGAAAUUAAUAUCAAUAAUCUGUAGAUAGAAAUGAACUUUUACUGUCUUCAAUACCUUGUGAUUUUUAGCUAAAUCAUUUUAAUUCAAUACAUUUGUUGUUAGUGUAGAAAUUCUCUGCAAAAAAAGGAAAUUGGAAAAUUAUGUUUUAGCUGAAAAACGAACUAUAUAUAUAUUUCUAUUUAAAAACUUCUAAAAAUUGUUGCUAUAUAUAACAAACAGUACAACUUCUAAAUGUACCUAACGUAUCAAACAUACGUGUCAUUUAAGAAAAUUUGUAUUGGGUAUCGUGAUGACUUGACAAUAACUUAUUUGCCUAGAUAUAAUACUCUUACAUAUAAUAUAAAACUGAAAAAUCUUUUUAAAACAGGUUCUGUGGAAUUCUAACUAAAAUAGAUGUUUUCAACCAUUCUAUAUAGAAUUAAAUAUAAAACUAUUUAUUAUUACAUAUAUAUAAUAGCACUUUGAUAAUAAAAGUGCGUUUUAUCUGGCUAAAUAUUUUUAAGAAAUAUAAAAAAAAUCAGGUGUUUAGUCUUUACAACUGUUUCAGGUUUAAGCAUGCGUAUAUGUACAUAUAAUAUUUGAAACCAAUAUAAAAAAAAUGAGACAAUAAAUUUUCAGUCAAUUUUACAAAUGGGUACAGGUAUUUGUAUUAAAGAAAUUUCGGGGGCCCAAAUUUGUUAAUAUGAAUACUAUCAAAUUCUAAAUAACUAAAAAAAUUGGACGUAUUUUCAUACAAUAACUCUUCGCCAUCUGGUCAGUACAAUGACACUAGGGAUUUUACGAAAAUUGAUUUGUUUGUAAAUGACAAAAAUCAAAAUAUAUCCCAGUUUUAAAUACCUCCCCCCUUUAAAAAAAAAUUAAAACACGUAAAACAUAUGUAAAACAUAUCUUAACCUUUGUAUCUAUCAUGAUAGUGUUUGUCUUUUGGUCUGCAUUUUUUUCUGUGAUGCUGACAAUACAUACUUAAAAUUGUAAAUUUAAACUUUUGAAAAUCUAGCCAUAGCCACAACAUUCAGAAAUUACAUAUUACGUAUUUUAUAUGUAAAAUGUUUGUAUAUGCAUAUUUCUCCGAAACAAAUAAAUUAGAGAGCAAA
Molecule: messenger RNA, 3397 nt
Organism: Sitophilus oryzae (rice weevil)
Lineage: Eukaryota; Metazoa; Arthropoda; Insecta; Coleoptera; Curculionidae
Exons: 7
Coding region: 294-1196 (300 amino acids)
Source: RefSeq, a predicted model, not a curated record